AUGAGUAAAUCGUGUUGUUCUCCAUUUCGACAUGCCAUAAACUGUUGGGCUGGCAGCUCUUUGUCGAACUCGGACAGCACAAUUUUCGAGAAAGCGAAGUUGCACUCAGACAAUUUCUCACACAUUCCUCCACCUCCUGAAAACGAGCCGGACUCGUGGGAAACAGUGGAGGAACGGACUCAGAAUGUUGAAGUGGAUGCCGCCAAACGGCCGACGACAUUGGUACGGAAGACUGAACCUGUACCCACUGAACGACAGUUUGAUGUCACUGCCGCUCUUGAUACCAUAGAAAAGCUCCGUUACAUCCUACAUCAACUAAAUAGUGGUCAAUUACCGUUAGAAGAUCUGAAGAGAAAUAUCGAAUAUGCGGCGUUGGUGCUGGAAACGGCUUACAUGGACGAAACCAGACGGAUAUGCGACGAAGACGAUGAUCUUGCUGAAGUCACGCCGGAAACCGUUCCUGACGAGGUACGCGAAUGGCUAGCGGCCACCUUUACACGACAAAACGCCGGUAAAAAGCGGGAAAAACCGAAAUUCAAAUCGGUGGCAAAUGCCAUCCGGACCGGUAUCUUCUUCGAUAAGCUCUUCCGUAAACAGCAAAGCGUACAAUGUCCCAUUCCGCCUGAAAUUGCUGAACUGCUUAGGGAGAUUAAUUCAUGGUCUUUCAAUCCAUUCCAUUUAAACGAGGUCUCAGAAGGACAUGCUUUGAAAUACGUCGGGUUUGAGCUUUUCAAUCGAUACGGAUUCAUGGAUCGAUUCAAGAUUCCUCUCACUUCGCUUGAGAACUAUCUGCUUGCUUUGGAACAAGGUUACACCAAACACAACAAUCCAUAUCACAACGUGGUGCAUGCUGCAGACGUCACACAGUCUUCACAUUUCAUGCUUAGUCAGACUGGACUUGCGAAUAGUCUCGGUGAUUUGGAAUUGCUUGCUGUACUUUUUGGCGCCCUUAUUCAUGACUACGAGCACACAGGUCACACUAACAACUUCCAUAUUCAAUCCGGGUCGAAUUUCGCUCUGCUCUACAACGAUCGAAGUGUACUGGAGAAUCACCACGUUUCCUCAUGUUAUCGCCUUAUGAAAGACGAGGACAAGAAUAUUUUCAACCACCUCACAAGGGAUGAGUUCCGAGAUCUACGUAACAUGGUGAUUGAGAUCGUUCUGGCGACAGACAUGUCAACUCACUUUGUGCAGAUCAAAACAAUGAAGAAUAUGCUUUCACUCCCGGAAGGGAUUGACAAGAACAAAGCACUGUGUUUGAUAGUCCACGCAUGCGACAUUUCUCACCCUUCGAAACCAUGGGUGCUGCACGAAAGAUGGACCGAAGGGGUGCUUGAGGAAUUCUUCAGACAAGGAGAUCUCGAAGCAUCCAUGGGGCUGCCAUAUUCACCGCUGUGUGAUCGACAUACCGUUCACGUAGCGGACAGUCAAAUUGGUUUCAUUGACUUUAUCGUUGAACCAACUAUGCUGGUUUGCGGUGAGCUGCUGACAAAAAUGGUUGAACCAUUGGUGUCAUUACCUCCGACUGACAGUCUCUUCCCUCCAAAUGGCGAUCACAACGAAUCCACAAGUCCAAGUGUUUCGCUUAGCCCAUUACCUGAUGCGCGUAACUCCUCAGUAUCUCCUUCUAAUAUACGCCGCCUCCCACUAAGCUAUUGUGGAAAACUUGAAAUCCCCACUCCAUGGAUGAAAUUCUUACACGACAACAAAGCCUGUUGGAAAGAACGUGCAGCUAAAGAAGAAGAAGAGCGAAAGAAAGCGGAAGCUGAGAAAGCUGCAAUUGACAACGGCGAUGGAAAGGAGAACGGAAAACAGUGA
This is a messenger RNA of Necator americanus (New World hookworm), 1818 nucleotides long. RefSeq lists its product as uncharacterized. Gene Ontology annotation, biological process: signal transduction. Gene Ontology annotation, molecular function: calmodulin-activated 3',5'-cyclic-GMP phosphodiesterase activity; 3',5'-cyclic-AMP phosphodiesterase activity. The coding region runs from base 1 to 1818 and encodes 605 amino acids. NCBI's taxonomy places the organism in Eukaryota, Metazoa, Nematoda, Chromadorea, Rhabditida, Ancylostomatidae. The transcript has 16 exons. The record is from RefSeq and is a predicted model, not a curated record.